CAGAGCUGAGCUCGAGUCGGUGCCGUUACAGGAUUGCUCAAUGGUUGUGUCACCAGGAGGCUGGACUGGUUGGGCAGAGUGUUUGAGCUCUGAGCUCAACAUCACCGGAGCUCACUCACUCUCUGCCUCUCUCCGAGUGUGAGGCGGUCUCUCUUUCAUUCUCUGUCUCUCUUUCUUUCUCUCUCUCUCCCCCCGCUCUCUCAGUCUGGACUCUGAGGGAUCGGGAUUUUCUCACUAGAAGUACACGGACCUCAGAGCCACGGGCAUUCGCUCUCCUGAAAAAGGACGUGGGUCGGAUUAUUCCUGAAUCCGCUGAAGUUUCAUUUAUAGCUCAACUAGAAUGGAUCUCGCACGGAGAAAUGGAGCGCAACGUUUGUAGUCUAUUUUAAAAAGGACACAUACUAAAGCAGUCGGGAUCUCGUUUUUUGCUUUGACGGUGAAUCGGUCCAUCAGGAUGAACUUGCAGUGGAGCAGCCCGGCACCCUGCAUCCGCAUCGGGAGAGUCGCGCACAAGCGGCUGGACUCAGACGAUCAGCCGCCGGCCAAAUGCGCCAGGCUGAGCUCCGAGGCGGGGGACACACAGGGACUCCUGGGCACCUCUCCUGGUUCCCCGGUGAGCCCCGUCUCAAACUCUUUCCCGGCGACCCACCAGGGGCCAUCCAGGAUAGGACCAUUUCUGCUUCUACCUCUAACGGACCGGGAGAGCGUGCACAGCGCGAUGAACACCGACACCGGCGAAGAGCAGCUGUGCAAGGUCUUCGAUAUGGGUGUGUACCAGGAAAAGAUUAGAGCCUACGGGAUCCUGCCAGCCCACAAGAAUGUGGCCGGAGUCAGGGACAUCAUCCUUGGCGAACGCAAAGCCUACGUGUUCCUGGACAAGGACUUUGGGGACAUGCACACCCUGGUGAAAAGUUGUCGCAGGCUGGACGAGGAGCACGCCUGCAGGCUCUUCCGUCAGGUGGCCCUGGCUGUGGCACACUGCCACCAGGCGGGCAUCGUGCUGGGUGACCUCAAACUGCGAAAGUUUGUCUUUGCAGAUGAGAAAAGGACACAGGUGAGACUAGAAAGCCUCGAGGACUGUCGCGUCCUAGAGGACCCCACCGACGACUCCAUGUCAGACACUCACGGCUGCCCCGCCUACGUCAGCCCAGAGAUCCUCAGCGGCUCCGCGCCUUACUCUGGCAAGAUGGCCGACAUGUGGAGCCUGGGGGUCAUGCUGUACACUAUGCUGGUUGGCCGCUACCCGUUCCAUGACCCGGACCCGGCCACGCUGUUUUCCAAAAUCCGCAGAGGCCAGUGCUGUUUGCCAGAGGGCUUGUCGCCCAGGGCCAAGUGUCUGCUCCAGAGCCUGCUGAGGAAGGAACCCUGGGAGAGACUCACGGCGACUGAGCUGCUUGCUCACCCGUGGUUCCACCAGCCGCCGUCGUCGCAGGAAGUGGCACUGGGUGAACAGGAAGUGAGCUCGGCAGAACAGAUGGUGCCAUCCUUUAAUGUGGAAGAGGAUGAUGAUCUGUUCUGCUGACGGACUCGAUUCAGCCGAGACUGGCUGAGGGACCAAAACAGGAAUUGCUAUGAGGGAUCCAUUGUUGUGGUUUUACAAUGGCACAUUUUAGAAACCCCAUUUGUUUCAUUAGCUUUCUACAAGAACUCACUGUACUGUAUUUUUCUUGUCGUAUGUGUAUUACUUGCUACGGGCAUUGUUCACCAUGAUCCUUCUUUAUGUAUGUUUUUGAAAUUAUUUGGUGCUAAAAGAAACAACAAGGACUUGAAUUUGCCAGAUUACGUUCACAAAAUAAUCUCUGCAGGCUACUAUGAGUGUAUCACAGAGAAUUAACCCAUGGCAAACAAUAGUCACCGGUGCUUGCUCUCAGCCUGGACUCACAAGGCUUCAGAAAGCAUUAGAUGAAUCCUGAAUGGGAGGCGAGGAGACGUGACGUGACAUUGUUCCUCUCACUCUAGUCUCCGACCAGGCUGGAGGCUCCGCCGGGCUGACUCACGGACCAGCUCGUGGAAGGCCUAGCACAAGCUUGACGUCUCGCAGCAGGCAGUGUCAUAGAGUGAGAAAGACGCUUAGCAGAGGACUGAUGUGUCACACUCAGCGGGGGACGCUACGAAGGUGUCUCACUGCCAAUCUGGCAACGUCUCAGCAAGUAGAGCGCUUUUACAAAUCUCACACCCUUCACAGAAGGUUGAGAACAGCAGGAUGUUACGAGUGUAAAACUCACUGAGAAGUCACACACACACACACACACACUCAAUAAUAAGCAGUGGUACUGGGCGAACACAAGUCCUUGUAAAUGGCUAACAGAGGAAGUUAGAUAAUUUUAACAGUUAAAACUAAAUCAUUUAGCUAUUCAAAAACAUGCUCAUAUCUGAAUUUAUCAUCUAAAAAGGUUGCAUCAGAACAGGAAGUGUCUAUUAAAUGUGACUGUAAUCAAUCUGUUCAGCUCCUCUGAAACGCUGCAUGUGCAGUUAGCCCACACUAAUGCUUCUUCAAAUAAAAUCAGACUCGGUCACAUGCCUUUGCAGCAACAGGGAUGCUUGGAUACAUCUUAAGUCUAAAUGCAUGCUGCAUUUCAGGGGGAAAAGUUCAAAUGAACAGACAAUUCAAAUAGUACUUCCACUUGAAUUACAACGCCAUGGAGUUAUCUCUCAAUCCAACAAUGUUGUGUUUUGUUGUUUUCAGAAAUGUGUCAAAAUAUCCAGUUAGGAAAGAAACCUACUUCUGAAAAAUGAAGACUUUCUCAGUUGAGCAGUUGAACGUGUUUUGUUCAUUUCUGUUGGAACAUUAUGUCCAGCUGUGCUGCUUUAACAAAGCUGAGCGGUGCGGAGUGUUGUGCCCGUAUCACUGUGUUUCAUAAACUGAAGGGCUCUGAAUCAGUCGCAGUCAGGCGAUAUUUGAUGUCGGUUGUCUAAUGAUGACUCAACACUUGAGCGAGUCUGUAGAAAAUGGUCCUGACCUUGGCUGGAAGAAUCUGUUCCGACUGUUUCACCUCUUUUAUGGUACUUUCUUUUCCCUUUGAUUUUUUUGCCGUUGGAAGCUGUAUCCAAGGAGACUAGUCAUCAUAGUUGGAGACAUGAUGCACCACGUUCUUAAAAAGACGUUUUUGUCUUGGAUUGUGACAGGCGGAUGCAGAGCUUCAGUGACGUUUAUCCUUGCAGGCUCGAUCUGCAGCCAGCUAUUUCAUUCUGGCACAAUCAUUUUUUUGAAGACGGUACUAAAAAUCGGGCAUAUCUGAGAAGCGCUGUGCAUUACAUGUGUGGGUCAACCAGUAGGUUAAUAAAACGUCUGCUGCGGUUCUUUAAUUAUUAUUCCCCCUCAUCUGCUCGGGAUACCAGAUGGGAACGGAUUUUGUGACAAUCUGAAUUUUUGUUCCUGGCAGAAAAGUAAUUUCAGAGAUUUAGGAUUUUGUUCCUGGUUCGUACAAGCAGAGUCACACAUUCAUGUGACACGUAGAGUAAACUGACACGGGUGCACAUACUUCAUAUUGCACUGUGAAUUAUGUAUUUGUGACACAACCUAGAGGCUAUUACUGGUCCAGACGGGUUACAUACGAGAUAUAUUCAUUGUACAAAAAGGUGUAAAUAUGUAUAUUAGAAAUAUGUGUGGAGAUGUUGAAUAAAGAUCACAUUUUUUUCAUAUUAA
Molecule: messenger RNA, 3646 nt
Organism: Anarrhichthys ocellatus (wolf-eel)
Lineage: Eukaryota; Metazoa; Chordata; Actinopteri; Perciformes; Anarhichadidae
Gene: trib1
Product: tribbles pseudokinase 1
Exons: 3
Coding region: 455-1522 (355 amino acids)
Biological process (GO): protein phosphorylation; regulation of MAP kinase activity; positive regulation of proteasomal ubiquitin-dependent protein catabolic process
Cellular component (GO): nucleus
Molecular function (GO): ATP binding; protein kinase activity; mitogen-activated protein kinase kinase binding
Source: RefSeq, a predicted model, not a curated record